Molecule: messenger RNA, 3129 nt
Organism: Eutrema salsugineum
Lineage: Eukaryota; Viridiplantae; Streptophyta; Magnoliopsida; Brassicales; Brassicaceae
Exons: 4
Coding region: 1-3129 (1042 amino acids)
Biological process (GO): DNA integration
Molecular function (GO): nucleic acid binding; RNA-DNA hybrid ribonuclease activity
Source: RefSeq, a predicted model, not a curated record
AUGAGGUGCAAGACUCACUCGUCACCAAACUGCGUCAUAAUUCGUUCGGACCCAACUGACAAGCUCAUCGUCCAAAAGACAAAGCCUAAGCAGGAAUCAAUCGUUCAAGUUAGCAUUGACGAACUCAGGCCAGAGCGUCAAGUUGGAAUUGGUGCCGAGCUCGACCCAAUCAUCCGUGAACCACUCAUUCGUUUCCUGAAACAGCAUACAUCAACCUUCGCUUGGUCGGUAGAAGACAUGCCCGGGAUUGACCCGCAGAUCGCGUGCCACGAGCUCAAUAUCGAUCCGACAUACAAGCCUAUCAAACAGAAACGCCGAAAGCUCGGGCCAGAGAAAGCGCAAGCCAUGAAUGACGAGGUCGAGCGCUUACUCAAAGCUGGAUCUAUCACCGAAGUUAAGUAUCCAGAUUGGUUGGCAAACCCUGUGGUCGUGAAAAAGAAGAAUGGUAAAUGGAGAAUUUGCGUCGACUUCACCGACCUCAAUAAAGCGUGUCCGAAAGAUAGCUUUCCAUUACCUCAUAUCGAUCGCCUUGUGGAAGCGACUGCCGGAAACGAACUACUCUCAUUCAUGGAUGCGUUCUCUGGAUACAAUCAGAUUCUCAUGCAUCCGCAGGACCGAGAGAAGACAUCCUUCAUCACGGACCGUGGCAUAUAUUGCUACAAGGUCAUGCCAUUCGGCCUGAAGAAUGCUGGAGCAACGUACCAACGACUGGUAAACCGGAUGUUCGCGAGCCAGCUCGGACGAACUAUGGAAGUCUACAUCGACGAUAUGCUCGUAAAGUCACUCAUCGCUUCCGAGCACGUCGGCCAUCUUCGCACAUGCUUUGAUAUCUUGAACCAAUAUGGUAUGAAGCUUAACCCAACUAAGUGUACGUUCGGCGUAACAUCUGGAGAAUUCCUCGGAUAUAUCGUCACACGGCGAGGCAUCGAAGCUAAUCCAAAGCAGAUCGCCGCUAUUCUCGAUCUCCCCUCGCCGACAACCAGACGCGAAGUUCAGCGACUUACUGGACGUAUUGCAGCGCUUAACAGAUUCAUAUCUAGAUCAACGGACAAGUGCUUGCCCUUUUACCAACUUCUCCGUGGUAACAAGCACCUCGAAUGGAACGAGAAGUGUGAAGAAGCCUUCGCCGAGCUAAAGGAAUAUCUGUCCACUCCGCCAGUCCUGUCCAAACCAGAAACCGUUAGCAGCGUUCUUGUUCGAGAAGAUCGCGGCGAACAAAAACCAAUUUUCUACACAAGCAAGUCCCUCGACGGAUCGGAGUAUCGUUAUCCGACUUUGGAGAAGUUCGCCUUCGCCGUGGUUAUUUCUGCACGGAAACUGCGCCCGUACUUCCAGUCUCAUGCAAUCGUGGUCUUGACCGAUCACCCUCUUCGCACUUUCCUUCACAGCCCAAGUCAGUCCGGACGACUCGCUAAGUGGGCUAUCGAACUUAGUGAAUAUGACAUCGAAUAUCGGAACAGAACGGCAACGAAGUCUCAGGUCCUAGCAGACUUCUUGGUCGAACUCCCACCAGAGCUCGUCGAAGACAAUCCGGUCGUACAACCUUGGAUUCUUCACGCCGACGGUUCAUCAUCCCAUAAAGGAUCCGGAGUUGGAAUACGUCUCAAGUCACCCGAAGGAGAAGUAAUCGAGCAGUCAUUUCGGCUCGGCUUCCCAGCAUCCAACAACGAAGCCGAGUACGAAGCAUUGAUUGCCGGACUACGACUCGCUAAAAGUAUCGGCGCCGAGCAUGUACACGCCUAUUGCGAUUCUCAACUCGUAGCCAACCAGUUUCACGGCGAAUACGAGGCCAAGAACAACCGCAUGGACGCAUAUCUCAAACGACCAAGUAUCGAGCACGAUCCGAACUGCAAUAUCAUUACAAGACGGCGUGACUACGAAGCCCAGCCAAACCGUGCUCCACCCCUCACCCGAAAGACGAAACCUAAAGAGGUCAUCCCCGAUCGCGAAAAUGAUACAGACGAGCUUAACGAUAACGAGCCCGAAUCCGAGGACGAGUCCGAAGGCCAGCACGUCCCCAUCAAUAUCGAAGCCGGAGAAGAGGACGAACCCGAGGAUUGGUCCCUGGAAAUCGUGGGAUACAUAGGAGAUGGAACGGUUCCCGCAGAUAAAUGGGCAGCUCGACGCCUUAAGGCUCGCGCAGCCCGGUAUGUGGUCAUUAAAGGUACUCUUCUCAGACGGGACGCUUCUGGUGUACUUUUGACUUGUGUUCACGGCAACGACAUCGCGGAAGUAAUGCAAAAGAUUCACGAAGGAGAAAGAGGAAAUCAUUCCGGAGCUCGGUCCUUGGCAUUUAAGAUCAAGAAAGCCGGCUAUUACUGGCCUACUAUGCUCUCUGAUUGCGAGAAGUACACGGCACGUUGCGAGAAGUGCCAACGUCAUGGUCCGAUGAUAAAUCUUCCUACCAAGCUCCUGAUGACCUCGACUGCACCAUAUCCUUUCAUGCGCUGGGCAAUGGACAUCAUCGGUCCUUUCCGCCGAUCUACAACCCAGAAGCAGUACGUCCUCGUCGUCACAGAUUACUUCACUAAAUGGGUCGAAGCCGAAGCAUACCCCGAGAUCCAUGGAAUCGACGUCAAGAAGUUCGUCUGGAAAUUCAUCAUCUGUCGACACGGAGUUCCGUACGAGAUCAUUACGGAUAAUGGAACCCAGUUCACUUCGAUAAUUUUCCAAGAUUUUUGCGCCAAGUGGAAAAUCCGACUAAGUUUCUCUACCCCGCGUUAUCCGCAAGGCAACGGACAAGCCGAAGCCACGAACAAGACCAUCAUUGACGGACUGAAGAAACGACUCGAUAUCGCUAAGGGAACGUGGGCAGACGAACUCGACGGCGUCCUGUGGUCUCAUCGAACCACACCGCGACGUUCAACCGGUCAGUCACCUUUCUUCCUUGCGUAUGGCGCAGAAGCUAUGUGUCCUGCCGAACUUAACGUCCCAAGCAUUCGCCGAACUAUGCUUACCCAGCAACCCGAGGCAAAUGACAAUAUGAUGAUCGACGCACUUGACUUAGUCGAAGAACAUCGCGAACGAGCACUACUCCGGAUACAGAAUUACCAACAACUUGCAGCUCGUUACUACAAUAAAAAAGUUAAGGGCCGUCACUUCGAAGACGGCAACCUCUUAAAUUUCUAA